Messenger RNA from Momordica charantia (bitter melon), 1335 nucleotides. The record is from RefSeq and is a predicted model, not a curated record. NCBI's taxonomy places the organism in Eukaryota, Viridiplantae, Streptophyta, Magnoliopsida, Cucurbitales, Cucurbitaceae.
AUGGCCUCUCCUCCUCUUCCUCCUCACUUUUUCAAGAUGGUUUUGCAGAAAAGUAUUGAAGACAAACAGUUGAUGAUUCCGAAGAAGUUUGUAAGAGACUAUGGAAAGUUUCUGUCAAGUUCCAUAUGUCUCAAGCUUCCCGAUGGUAUGGAAUGGAAAGUGGGCUUAAAGACCGCCACAAACGGCUCCGUUUGGCUGCGAAAUGGCUGGCAUACAUUUGCGGAGCACUAUUGUUUGGAGCAUGGAUCGAUGUUGGUUCUUAGAUUGGAUGGAAAGUCGACUUUCCACACACUAAUAUUCGAUGCAACUGGAUCGGAGAUCGAAUAUUCUUUCGACUUAAAGGAUUUUGGAGGAGAUUUUCAAGAAGAGAGUGAUGAUGAUUCUGAUGAAAGUUUGGAGAGUUUUCCCCAACAUUCUAAGAAGAGGGAGAAGCCUUCAUUUCCAUCUAGCCAAUCUCCAAAGAAGAUGAGAAAUGAAGGUUCAUUUUCCCCCAAAAUGGAACCCAAAACAGAACCUCAAGAAGAAUGCUAUAUUUUCUGGGAGAAGCCGAGUUGUAAGAAAAUUUCUGAAGAUGGGGUUUCAAGAAGACAGCCGUUAACAUCUCUAACCAAGAAAGCUGAAGAACCUAAAAGAUUCAGCGGUUCAAAAUCAGAGAAACCUGGUUUCAGAAUUGUUAUGGGGAAAUCAACUGUAGGAGGCAGAUUCUUCAUGACCAUUCCUAAAGACUUUGCACAAAAUUAUUUACCCGAAAAGGUUGGAAGAAUCAGAAUUCAGACUUUAGAUGGUGGAAGUUGGUCACUUUUGUACAAAUGGAGUCCAAGCCGAGGAGGUUUUGCUUAUAUUUCAAGAGGGUGGAAGYGCUUUGCAGAGGAAAAUCUCUUGAAAAAAGGAGAUGUUGGAUUCUUUCAAAUGAUUGAAAAAGAUCAAUUUUUAUUCACCAUAGAAGAGACCUCUGCCUCUGCCUCUGCUUCCCUUUCGCCAAAGAAGACUGCUGCAACUACCAGAAAUCCAUUCUUUGAAGUUGAUGUUGCUUCAAUAGCUAUCAAUGUUCGACUCUGCGUACAAAACAUUCCAAUGGGGUUUGCGAAGAAGCAUAUUUCACCAGUAAUCCACAGUGCGAGGCUUGAAGUGGGGAAAAAGCAAUGGAAGGUGAGGAUGAAAAAUUACGAGAAGUGUAUAAGAUUCACUUCUGGGUGGGGCAUAUUUUACUGGGAAAACUGCUUGCAAGAUGGAGAUUCGUGCAUGUUUGAGCUGCUCAACAAGAAUGAUUCUCACUGUGCUUUCAAAGUCACCAUUUUCCAGAAAGCUACUUCCUCUCUCUCAGAAAGUCACUAA